UGAACACGCAGUGCGCAUGCCUGAACUUUGUGUGUACGGAAGUGAGUUUGUGGCAGCAGCAGCUGGACUGUGCGUGGUGAAAACUGCGAUGUUUAAACACGUCUUUCUGACCGGACCUCCAGGUGUUGGGAAGACCACUCUGGUCCAAAAAGCCUGUGAAGCUUUAGUGUCAUCAGGAGUGGGACUGGAAGGAUUUUACACAGAAGAGGUCAGGGAAGGAGGCAGAAGGGUCGGCUUUGAUGUUGUCACACUUACAGGAGAGAGGGGCCACCUGUCCAGAAUCAGAGAGGGCGCUGGCGCGUCUCACGUCAGACGGGAAUACAUGGUGGGACAAUAUGUGGUUGAUUUGCCUUCAUUUGAAAUCCUGGCCCUUCCCCUCUUCAGACAUACUGGGGCAGCAGACGGGGGCAGCAGGAAGGUGUUCGUCAUCGAUGAGAUCGGCAAAAUGGAGCUUUUCAGUCAGUCCUUCAUCAGAGCAGUGAGGCAGACUUUAGACAGCUCAUCUUGCACGAUCCUGGGAACCAUCCCUGUCCCUAAAGGCAAACCACUUGGUCUGGUCGAGGAGGUCCGAAGCAGGAGAGACGUCAAGGUUUUCAGUGUGUCAAAGGAGAACAGAAACACUCUUCUACAAGAUAUUUUAACAACCCUACAAGAGUGUUUAAAACAUGGCAGCCAGAACCAAUGAAGGGAAAUCUCCAGCAGUUUGCACAUGUUUUUGCUGACGUCUAGCAAAAACAUGCGCAUUCCCCAUGUCUGUGUAUAUACAUUUCACACAAGCUGACUAUUAAGUAGGCCUGUCCAAGGUUAACAAUGGUGUUGUGACCUACUGUACUCUACAGCAAGAUGAGAGGAGAACCAGAGCUGCUGGAAGAAUUAUUGUGUCACAUGUAUGCAUUUAUGAAAAGUAUAUUUUUUGUUUCUCUUACCACCCCAAAAUGGAUAACAUGCUUAAUAAUUGAUUGUGAGAUGGAACAUGACUGGGCAGUAUAUUCAUUUAGCUUUCUGUAUGUUUCUUAUUAAGGGUUCAGUUUUCAAGUCCUCAAGAUUUCCAUCAUCACAGGUGAUGUUUUCUUUCAAUAAAGGAGCAUACAGAGCAGUGACCCUGGUGAUUCUAUUAAUUCUUUCCUGGAGAGGCCUCCCUUGUGUUUACCUUUUCAACCUGAGCCGUUGCUCACAAAGAAUCAAUCAAUAUUUAGUUGUGCAACAAUGUGCAAUCUUUUCUGUGUUUAUUCACCCGCUACCACAAACAAAUAAGAGGAAAUAUGCAGCACCUUUUCUACCCAUGCACAUUUUCACUUUUUGUCACAUUACCACAAAAAAAUAUAAAUUUAUAUUACUGGGAGAUAGAGUUGUGCAAUAUGUUGAAUCACAAUCAUCAUCCAAGUAUCAAUGUGUGCUAAACUGCAGUCGCAAAGAACUACUUGCAUGCAAUAUUUGGCAAUGCCAUGCAUUAUAAUUCUGCAGAUCAGUAAUAUUUUAGUCUUGUUGCACAGACUUUAACUGCCUUCGAUUCCCACACUGUAUUUUUAGUGGCUGAGAUGCUAAUGCAAUACUGAACAAUACAUCACACCAUGCAGUCCGACUGGAAAGAGCAUAACUGAUAAUUGUAAAGUGCUUUAAAAAUGAUGUAUGGUUUUCUUUCUUUUUGCAAAUAAAAUUCUGAAAACUA
Messenger RNA from Girardinichthys multiradiatus, 1669 nucleotides. RefSeq names its product nucleoside-triphosphatase, cancer-related (gene ntpcr). The transcript is spliced from 5 exons. The record is from RefSeq and is a predicted model, not a curated record. Lineage: Eukaryota; Metazoa; Chordata; Actinopteri; Cyprinodontiformes; Goodeidae. Gene Ontology annotation, molecular function: ATP hydrolysis activity. Bases 17 to 685 code for a protein of 222 amino acids.